CAGGAACGAGUUCUACGAUUUUCACUCAACCUAUUGAUGGCUCCUUGUUUCGCUUGAAUUUAACCCAAUUUAUAACUGGAUUUCAGGGCAUCAGUCGGGCAGUGUUAUCCCCAUCCGUCUGGUUUCCCAGUUUCCAUGUUUGCCCUCGCUUUUUGUUGCGCCUCAUUGGGCAAAGCGCGCUUAGAGCGUGUUUCUGAUUGUUGGCAUUAUCUCCGGGUCCGGUUGCCACGUCCUGCGGAAUGAGGCGGGAAUUUCUGCCCGCACACACACACUAACUUCAUGCUUCCUGCAUACACCGAAAGAAUGGAGGUGAGCUUAUCAGACACUAAAACGUUCGACUUUCGAGUUAAAACAAUAAUGAGCUGUUUCACAUUUUCAUCCGUGUCCUGCUGCCCGUUGCCGUUGUCCGAUUCUUGGACUUUUGGGCUGGCUUUGUGGCCUUUCGAUCCGAUCCGAUCCGAUGCGAUGCGAUGCGAUCCGCUCCGGUGUGUGUCAAAGCAUAUUUGCCAAUUGGCUGCGCUUUGUGCCCGGCAAAGUCGGCAAAUGCCAGCGGGCCGAAAGUCAGCCAGGCGGUGGUGGCGGGCAGACGAAAACGCAUGGGUAAGGAGGACCAUCGACCGAAUGGGGUGCACAAUUAAAACUCCAUUACAGCGCUCUUGUCCUGCUUCUUUCUGAUUUUGCCUGGCUUUUGGCCCCGGGGUGUCGGUUUCGCCCCUGCCAUUUUCAGCAUUUCCUGAGCUUUCGAUUUUCCAUUUCCACUCCCGACUUCCGCAGCUUGGCCGCAACAAACGGUUCAAUCAAUGGACAAUAGGGAACCUGAUCCGAAAACCCCAAAAACAUUGCAGCUAGUUUUUUCCCCCACCAACAUCGACAACGAUUUCCAGAAUGGAACGGAUCCCUGAUUUGCUGUUUUUGGGAUUUUUUUUUUGGUUUUUUUGGUGGCAUGUUGUUUUCACUGCGGCUUGCAGGUGCCAAAUAUUCCGAAGUGCUAAGCUUGUUUAAGCUUUAAUUUGCCAUUUAAUUAGUGAGCCCAUUGAGAGCUGCUUAGUGCUGAGGAAAGCUGGGGCAGCACAAAGAAAUUCAGUCGAGUGCAAAAUGAAAUUAGCCCGAAAUGCCAUGGAUUAAUUGAACAAAGUUGUCCCGACUAAUUCGAUAAUUGAUCGCAAUUAAUUGCCAGUUUUUUGCAUAUGUACUCAAUAAAUAAUCGCCGGCUCAAUUCGAAUGACCAUCGUUGGCCACAGGCAGCAUCAUUAAAUAUUUUGGUGGUAAUGUGAUGGGUGGGGGAAAGUGUCUGUGAUUGGCAUUUGACCUGGUACGCGGCAAGUUCAAAGCCGCCGUUAGACAGCCGCCGGGUGAAUAAGUGGAAUUUAAAGCACUUUCCUUUCCAAUUUCCACGUACAUAUGUAUGGUAUGUUUUCAUAUUUAUGUAUCUCAUGCCAGUGUAAUUAAUGAAAUUAUUUUAUUUGCCAUGCAGUGCAUUUCGCACUUUCAUUAGUCCAAGUCAAAUUAUUUCUGUGGGGUGCUUUUCAUCGAUUUUUGCCCAAUUUUAUUCUCGAGCAGCAGCAGGACAAUAGAGAAAUUAUUUGCUCAGUUUAAUUGUAUAUUGCUAUUUGAUUAGUGCUCCAAAUGAUAUGCAUCUCUGUUCAGAUUUUCCAACGUAUGUAUUUCACAGAUUUUCCAGGCUCUUCUGCUGCAUUUCAAUUUGCAUCUGGACUGAGCGUGAUUCCCCAAUAAAUAACUAUGUACCCGUAUACAGUACAGUAGUUACUGGCUUAAAGGGACGCUAAACAAUGACUGGAUCGUGCCUUUUGCUGGGCAAGACUGCUUAUCAUAAAUGACAAAUCUAGAAGUGAAUGCGAAUGCUAAACGACCAACUAAAUGGGCCAAAAGACUCUGGAAAAUGGGAAAAUGUCUGGCGCUCCAAUUUUCCUGCAUUUGGUGUAAAUGUAAAUGUAAACGAUAUAAUCGCCAGUCUCCAUAUUCUUCCUUUUCUUUGCCAUGGAGUGGGUUGCUGCCCCCCAAGUUGAAGCCAAAAUGGAAAACAGCUAACAGUCAACUGAAAGUUUAAGUGCUGGGAAAUUCCAGGGUAUAACCCAAAGUUUCAUGUGUUUCGUAUGAUUUUCCAAAUUCAGUUUCAUUCUGUCUAGAAACCUUGUUCAGAUUACUCACUGAGCAGAUACGACAGAUUACUCUUAAAUUCUAUUUUCACCAAGCAUUUCCCUUGGAAAUUUGUUGUGGCAAUGGCGCGUUACCUGUACGCUGACCACAUUUUGGAGGCCUUCAACGUAUUCCGUCGCCCACUCAACCUGGACGAGGUGGCCUCGUAUGUGGCCGAAAUGGAGGCCAAGGCUGUUGACGAGGUGCGACUGGCGGUGGAUAACACGCUGACCGCCGGCUGGAUGCACGGAUUCCUGGCCAUAGAGGACGGUCUGUUCACGCUGGCCUGCGGCUACUGGGACGAGACGCAGCCGUCUGGCGGCAAGAGAGGGAGACGCCGCACAGCGAAAGCAAUGCUAAGGAGUUAAUGGUGAAUCUAUCAGAAUCAAAAGUCUUGUCGCUCUACCAUGGUGGGCUUUGCACAAAAAAAAAAUAAUAAUAAGAGAGGGCACAAAAUUGUUUGGAUAAUUUCCGAAAAUUGCUAGAAAUAAAACCGUAAUG
This is a messenger RNA of Drosophila mauritiana, 2658 nucleotides long. RefSeq lists its product as uncharacterized. NCBI's taxonomy places the organism in Eukaryota, Metazoa, Arthropoda, Insecta, Diptera, Drosophilidae. The coding region runs from base 2241 to 2525 and encodes 94 amino acids. The transcript is spliced from 2 exons. The record is from RefSeq and is a predicted model, not a curated record.